ACGGAGCACCGCCUCUCGCAGGGCAUGUCGGCGUCGCGUUUGUGACGCGAUCGGGCGUCGACGGAAAGGUCGCUAGCUCUCUGCUGCAGAAGAGGCAUUUCUCCCUUGUCAAGAUGGCAGCGUCCGGGCUGUGGGGGUGCCAGAAAUGCCUUUUGAAUGUAUGGCUCGUAUCGAGGCAAUGUUCAGGACCUGCACGCCACGCCUUCCUCGUGCAUCAAGCCAGCAGACCUGCCUUAGAAUUGUACCAGUCUAGAUGUUAUUCUUCCGGUGGCCGAAAAGGCUUCAUCUCUGGCCUUGUGGAGAAUAUUAAACAGGAGCUGGCAAAAAACAAAGAGAUGAAAGAAAGUAUUAAAAAGUUCCGGGAUGAAGCGAAGAAACUGGAAGAAUCAGAAGCGCUCCAAGAAGCCAGGCGGAAAUAUAAAACCAUUGAGUCUGAAACGGUGAAAACCUCUGAAGUCAUCAAAAAGAAGCUUGGGGAGAUCACUGGGACGGUCAAGGAGAGCCUUGAUGAAGUCAGCAAGAGUGACAUUGGCCGGAAGAUAAAGGAAGGAGUGGAAGAAGCCGCCAAAACUGCAAAGCAGUCAGCAGAAACUGUGUCCAAAGGCGGGGAGAAGCUGGGCCGGACAGCGGCAUUCAAGGCCAUUUCCCAGGGUGUGGAGACUGUCAAGAAGGAGAUCGACGAGAGUGUGCUGGGCCAGACGGGGCCUUACAAGAGGCCGGAGAGGCUCCGGAAGCGGACGGAAUUUUCCGGGGAGAGACUCAAAGAAGAGCGGAUCUUCGAAGCCAAUGAGGAGGCGAUGGGCGUGGUGCUCCAUAAAGACUCCAAGUGGUACCAGCAGUGGAAGGAAUUCAAGGACAACAAUGUGGUCUUCAACCGAUUCUUUGAAAUGAAGAUGAAAUACGACGAGAGCGACAAUGCCAUCAUCCGGGCCUCACGCGCCGUCACAGACAAAGUGACCGACUUCAUCGGCGGGCUGUUCUCCAAGACAGAGAUGUCAGAGGUGCUGACAGAGAUCCUCCGUGUUGACCCGAACUUCGAUAAGGACCGGUUCCUCAAGCAGUGCGAGGAGGACAUUAUCCCCAACAUCUUAGAGGCCAUGAUAUCUGGAGACCUGGACAUCCUCAAGGACUGGUGCUAUGAAGCGACCUUCAGCCAGUUGGCACAUCCGCUCCAGCAGGGCAAAGCCAUGGGCCUCCAGUUCCACUCCAGGAUUCUGGACAUCGACAAUGUGGACCUCGCCAUGGGCAAGAUGAUGGAGCAGGGCCCUGUGCUGAUCAUCACCUUCCAGGCUCAGCUGGUCAUGGUGAUUAAGAAUCCGAAGGGGGAAGUGGUGGAAGGAGACCCUGAGAAAGUUCUGCGGAUGCUGUACGUCUGGGCCCUUUGCCGAGACCCCGACGAGCUCAACCCUUACGCUGCUUGGAGACUGUUGGACAUUUCUGCCUCGAGCACCGAGCAGAUCCUAUGAGCCAGGCUCCUCCUGCGCCCAGCCCCGCCUUGCUCACAGCCCCGUGGCCUCGGACAGCACUUGCCGACGGGUCGCCUGGCCCCGAGGGCAGCCAUUUGGCACACGGGAGGAGGCCGUCACGAGUUGCCACUUUUCGGAGGGGGUUGCACAUGCUGGCUCAGGUAUCGAGACACGGGAGUUGCUGCCGGCCUGUGUCUUGCAUUGGCUGAUCUUCAGGGUGGCAGCUUAGACCGCCGGGCCAGACGGCACUGGCACAAGGCCAGUCUUGGGCGUCUCCUGGCCGGGCCUUGUCCGUGGACACCUCCAUCCCCAGAUGGCGCCACCAAGACUCCGGCACGUGCUUUUCCAGAGCAGCCUGGCUCUUGGUGCCUCUGCCGCUCACCCUUCUGCUUUCUGCAGAAGCAGUGGGGCUAGCUGGCGCUCCUUGGCUCCUGCCCAGUGUCCCUUAUGGGGCCGAAACCCCAUGGCUCCUCCACCGAGGGAUACGUCCAAAGCUUGCCGAAGCCAGGAUCUCUUCUCAUGCGGCUGGGGAAAUGAAUGUGCGUUGGAGGCAGGGGGAGACGGGGGCACGUGGCCGGGGAGGGGGAACAGCCCCUCUUUCGGACCGGGGAUGGCAGAGUGGGAGGAUCUUCCGUAUGGCUCGGAUGAUUCACCCGGAUCAAGGGGUCUCAAUCCAGGCUCCUCCGUGGUCCUUCCAUGGAGUGCCGGUGAGGGGAGGUGCAGGCUCUGUGUGGUCACUGCUCCCGUGAUCCAUGGACCCGCAGUUGACAAGGAGGGCUAUCAUGUGAUCGAUUCUUCUCCCGCCUCUGUGAACCAAAUAAACAUGGCCAAUUCACUCA
Hemicordylus capensis (graceful crag lizard) is the source of this 2305-nucleotide messenger RNA. It is a transcript of the gene TIMM44, whose product is annotated as translocase of inner mitochondrial membrane 44. The transcript has 13 exons. Lineage: Eukaryota; Metazoa; Chordata; Lepidosauria; Squamata; Cordylidae. The record is from RefSeq and is a predicted model, not a curated record. Bases 114 to 1466 code for a protein of 450 amino acids. Gene Ontology annotation, cellular component: mitochondrial inner membrane. Gene Ontology annotation, molecular function: protein-folding chaperone binding. Gene Ontology annotation, biological process: protein import into mitochondrial matrix.